Xyrauchen texanus (razorback sucker) is the source of this 3554-nucleotide messenger RNA. It is a transcript of the gene arhgap22a, whose product is annotated as Rho GTPase activating protein 22. Gene Ontology annotation, molecular function: GTPase activator activity. Bases 152 to 2191 code for a protein of 679 amino acids. The transcript is spliced from 10 exons. The record is from RefSeq and is a predicted model, not a curated record. Gene Ontology annotation, cellular component: focal adhesion. NCBI's taxonomy places the organism in Eukaryota, Metazoa, Chordata, Actinopteri, Cypriniformes, Catostomidae. Gene Ontology annotation, biological process: signal transduction; activation of GTPase activity.
CUCGUAACUGUGGUUCUUCUAUUUAUACAGAGAUUUGAGGCAGUUAGUUUCAAACAUCAAAUAGAUGGAUAUGUCAGAUUAGAAGUCCUAAUGAAGAAGUUUGGGUGUACACUACCAAGGAGUACAUGGAGGUCUAGCUAGAUCUAAGAGCAUGGUCAUGGGGGAGCUCUCCCGUGGCUUCAGAAGGCCAUCGUCUCCAGGCCUGCAGGAGAGGACACUGAAAGCAGGCUGGCUUAAAAAACAGCGCAGCAUCAUGAAGAACUGGCAGCUGCGUUGGUUCGUGCUCCGAACUGACCGGCUCUACUUCUACAAGGAUGAGGAUGAAACCAAACCUCAGGGUUGUAUCCCAUUACAGGGUAGUCAAGUCAAUGAGCUGACAGCCAAUCCCGAUGAACCUGGGCGGCAUCUUUUUGAGAUAGUUCCAGGCACUACAGGAGAGAAAGACAGAUCAGCUCUGAGCCAUGAGGCUUUUCUGCUUAUGGCAAACUCACAGAAUGACAUGGAGGAUUGGGUCAAAGUCAUCAGACGUGUCAUCUGGGCUCCUUUUGGAGGAGGUAUCUUUGGUCAGCGCCUAGAAGACACUGUACAAUAUGAGAAGAAGUUUGGGCCCCGGCUGGCACCUCUGCUAGUGGAGCAGUGUGUGGAUUUCAUACGGGAGCAGGGUCUGAAAGAGGAGGGUCUCUUUAGGAUGCCAGGACAGGCCAACCUUGUCAAGGAACUCCAGGAUGCUUUUGACUGUGGGGACAAACCUCUGUUUGACAGUAACACUGAUGUACACACAGUGGCAUCCCUCCUGAAGCUUUACCUCAGGGAGUUACCUGAGCCUGUGAUCCCCUUCAGCAAGUAUGAGGACUUUCUAACCUGUGCGCAGCUUCUACUAAAAGAUGAAGAAGUGGGAAUCUGUGAGCUUGUGAAGCAGGUGAACACUCUUCCUCAGGCUAAUUAUAAUUUGUUAAAGUACAUUUGCAAAUUCUUAGAUGAGGUACAGUCACACUCGAAUGAGAACAAGAUGAGUGUUCAGAAUCUUGCAACAGUUUUUGGACCAAAUAUCCUUAGGCCUAAAGUGGAGGACCCUGUUUCUAUGAUGGAAGGAACCUCUCAGGUCCAGCACUUGAUGACCAUGUUGAUCAGUGAACAUGAGAGACUGUAUGUUGGGACUGAGGGAGAUGUUUCCUCUGAGCAGACAGGAAGCUGUCCACGGGGCAGGGUGGAGUGGAUCUCGAAGGAGGAGACUUUGAACUGCCCAUCAUCAACUCAGACCUCCCAAAUGGAAGAGAGUGUGUCUGGCAGUGCCAUAUCUUUGGAUAUCAAUGCAGGUGCCCCGACCACUGCCAAAGUGACACCUCAGGGAAGAUCUGGGGUGAGCCCCAGCAAGCAGGCGAAAUCUCUUCCCUCCUGGAAGUACUCAUUCAAGAGUGGAGGGGUUCGUGCCCAGCCCGCAAAAAUUGGGGGCUCGUCUGUGGACGUAUCCAGCCUGCCCAGCACUGGUAACUGGUUAAUAAACGGGCUUUCUUCUCUGCGUAGUCAUCGGCGUACAUCUUCAGGAGAACGCAUGGGCAAGGAUUCAGCUCUGUCACACCGUCUGUCCACUUAUGACAACGUGACCUCAUCUAGUCUCAGCGUGCCCAGUGUUGCAAGCACGCCCUGGUCCAUGUCCUCCUGUGAGAUCUUAGUGGCGGACUCGGUGGGCAGCGACCCCUCAGGAUUGAACUCUAUGAAGGCUGAAUGGUCAGUUGGAGGGUCUUUUCAAGGACAAAGGGAGGACAGGAGUUCAGAGGUCACAGACAGCAGUGAAGCACUGGGAAUGUGUGUAAGCAGUGCAGGUUGCAGUGAGAAUGGGUAUCUAGAAGAUGUGGCGAACAUCACAGGAGAUACUGAAAAUAGCACGACAGCACUUAACAGCCUGGUAACAGAGCUAAAAGAUGAGUUGAAGAAACAGAAGUUCAACUAUGAAUCACGAUUACUGAAGCUUGAGGGAUCAUGCAUAGCUCUGCAUAACCAGAUAGAGAGACUAGAGGAUGAGUUAGACCAGGAGAAGAAAAAGUAUUGCAUGUUGGAAAUUAAACUUCGCAACUCCCAGCGGGCCAGUGAGGACGCAGAGAACCGGAACUGUUUACUUCAACGCGAGAUGGAGGUGUUCUUUUCCACUUUGGGAGAUCUAACCUUGGGAACAAGGACAAGCAAAAAUUGACUGGCCCUCUGAUGAUACAGUUCUCCUUAUUUAACACUGAGAGACUGUGUUGUAGAUAGCAAUAGAAUUUUGAAAUCUCUUUGCUCAUGCAUCAUGAGUUUUCAGAGGUAAUUUUGUGCUGUUUUGUUGCAGCUAUUAUCAUGUCGCCCUGAACCACAAGGUGAAAAACAAAAUGUACUAGGUGACAUUUUUUUUGUGCCUAUGAAUUUCUUUCUCUGAAAAUAAUAAUAAUAAUAAUUUCUCUGAACUUUUUUCUCUCAGAAUUUUUUUCCUCAAGAGGCAACACAUGAAAAAAAAUUAUUGAUAGCUAACAAAUCAGCAUGUGGUACCAACCUCGGCCACUAGGUGCCACUAUCAGUAAGUACAUUUUGUAGGACAUAGGCACAGGAAGGCACUAAGACACCUACAACAUUUUUUAUAAAAUAAUAAUAAUCACCUUGUGAAGUUUUUCACCUUGAGGUUCAAGGCUUCCAUACUUUCCAUUUGAUCUUCAGUCUUAAGUUUAUUGUACGGUUCAAUUAUUGACAGUCAUUACAUAAAUAACAUGCACAGUUAAUACCAAAGCAUGACGUUCCUGAUCGGCGUGUUUGAAAUAUUUGCCCUUCAAAAAGGCAGGUGAUUACAAUGCCAAUUUAUUUUAAUGCAUGUUAUGAAAUAAAUCCUGCUGAAUUGUCUCUUGGGGUGCUUGAAGUUCUCCAAACCCCCCUUUAUUUUUAGUCUAUAUUAUUUAAUACUUCUCAUUAUUUAAAAGCUGCAUCAUAUCACACUGUGCCUGACACUAUCAAACGCAGACAAUGGCAAGUCAUUGAUGGCUCAUUUAGACUGUUACACAAUCAGACUAAACAGACAAAUCUUUUUAGCGUAUCCCUUUAUUGUAAGUAAAAAUGCACUAUGGAAAUUGUUUUUUCCUGUAUUAGAUAAGAUGACAUUGUAGCCAUAAUAUGUCAAAACUUGUCCAAAGUUAUUAAAAAAACUUUGAAAUCAUCAUGAUAAGAUUAUUUCGGCUGGAAGAUUGCCAAGUCUAGUAUUUAUUAAAGCUUUUUAAUAAAUUUAUUAAUGUAAACCUAGAACUAUUUCUCAGGUGGUGUUUUUCAAAACACUCAAUGAAUAAGUGUCUUUAUAUAAAAAAGGACUGAACAAAGGCUGACAUAUACAGUACUUGAAGUAAAAAGAAAGAGUUUUUUUUUUUUUUUAAGUGUGCACAUAUGUUCUUGUGGUCCUUUUUCCUGAUUAUUGAUUCUUGUAUGCAGAAAGUGCCAAAAUAGAGGUCCUAAGGAAAUGGACAUUGACCCGAUUUCAUUUAAAAUGAAAACUGAUUAAAGUCAAUGAAAUAAAUGUACCAUUGUGAACAAAACUGUGCAAU